CUCUACAGCUAAAUCGAUCAUGUACUAAUCUUUAAUGGCUUCCUGGACUGCAAGGCAAAACAAGAAGUUCGAAGAGGCUUUGGCUUUAAAUGACCAGGAAACUCCUGAUCGCUGGCAUAACAUUGCCAAGUGUGUAGGUGGAAAAUCAGCGGAAGAAGUGAGGAGGCACUAUGAGCUCCUUGUUAAGGAUAUUAUGCAAAUUGAAAAUGGUCAAGUACCUUUACCAAAUUACAAAGCUGCUGAAAGCAAUAGCAGAGGUUAUGCCAAUGAACAUAGGCGUCUGAAGAACCUGAAGCUACAGUGAGAACAGACUUGCAGCCAGGCUAAAUAACAUCACAAAGUUCUCCAUUAAAUGCGAAAGCAUAUGUUGUCAAUCAAUGUAAAAGUUUUAGGGUAGGCAUGAUUUCUGUUGAAG
Messenger RNA from Lycium ferocissimum, 415 nucleotides. Its product is annotated as protein RADIALIS-like 6. The transcript has 2 exons. Bases 35 to 304 code for a protein of 89 amino acids. The record is from RefSeq and is a predicted model, not a curated record. NCBI's taxonomy places the organism in Eukaryota, Viridiplantae, Streptophyta, Magnoliopsida, Solanales, Solanaceae. Gene Ontology annotation, molecular function: DNA-binding transcription factor activity.